Phaedon cochleariae (mustard beetle) is the source of this 3189-nucleotide messenger RNA. NCBI's taxonomy places the organism in Eukaryota, Metazoa, Arthropoda, Insecta, Coleoptera, Chrysomelidae. The record is from the annotation of a GenBank genome assembly.
AUUAAAAAACUGAGAUCAAACAUGCCAAAUAACAACUAUUGUAUCUGAAUUAUCAGCAUAUUGAAUUGUUGUUCUAAUGUAAGUCACAGUUCGCCACGUCCAAUUUUAAUUGUUGAACAAAAAAUGAUGGAAUGGUGACUCGCAUCAUGACAAUGGAUAGUGUGAAUGGUAAUAAGAUUGGCUCUGAAGAAAAAGAAAAACAUUGGUCCCAAAUUCUUGCAUUAUUGAUAGGAUCACUGGGAGUCAUCACAAAUGGUCUUCUAUUCUCCUGGUCUUCCCCCUUCAUCCCGAAACUCACCAAAGACAAAGAGAACUACGACAUAACCGAAGACGAGGCCUCCUAUUUCGGCACCCUCCAACCGUUGGCAACCCUGAUAACUAGCGGCAUCUUCUCCUACACGAGUGAUGUAAUCGGAAGGAGAAAGACUCUCCUGAUGAUAGCCGUACCGCAUGUAUGCUGCUGGAUACUUACCGCCUCAGCAAAAAGCGUCUAUGUCUUCUACGUGGCUAGGAUAUUGGCAGGCAUAGCAGAUGCAGCUGUCUACGGCUCUUUCCCCAUGUACAUUGGAGAAAUAGCCUCUCCCGAAGUGAGAGGCACUUGGGGCAACUGCUUGGCAUCAGCCAUGUUUCUAGGAGAAUUCCUCAUCAAUGUUAUCGGCGCUUACUUUGGAGUGAAAGCAACUGCAUACAUCUGCCUACCGCUGCCUGUGAUCUUCGCAGUGAUGUUCUAUUUCAUGCCGGAUUCCCCUUACUUCUGUAUCAUGAAGGGGAGAUACGAAGAGGCUAAAGAGUCGCUGCGUUUCUUCAAAAGGAAGAAGAACGUGGAAGUGGAUUUCGUUCGUCUGAAAGCUGACGUGGACAGACAGAUGUCUGAGAAGGGAACUUGGCUGGACAUGGUGAAGAUUGAUAGUAAUAGGAGAGCGCUGAUCGCUGCUGCGUUCCUAAGGAUUUCCCAGCAAAUAGGGGGGCUUUCGGUGUUUUACAUGUACACCCAAUUGAUAUUCGAGAAGUCUGGGGGGGAUGUUGCCCCGGAGGUAUCUUCUAUGUUGUACAUGGGGCUGUGCUUUGGACUGAAUCUCUUCGUGGUAACCUUCCUGAUGAGUAGGAUUCGCAGGAGGACUUCUUUUAUAAUUUCGUUGAGUCCUUGUGCUGUGGUGCUGUAUGGGAUGGCGAUUUAUUUUUAUCUGGAGCAGUACGUUCCUGAGGUAGAUGUGACUUCUUUUAGUUGGCUGCCGCUCACAGGGAUGAUUCUCUAUCAGAUAUUUAGUUCGUUCGGUAUUACGAUCAUUCCGACUUUGAUGUUGGGUGAGCUUUUUUCUGCGAGCAUCAAAUCGAAAGCUAUGACCGUACUGGUGAUGGUAUUCAGUGUUUCUAGUUUUAUGGCGAACAUGCUGUUUUACGCACUUUUGUCGCGUUUCGGGAUAUACGCUCCGUUCUUGUUUUUUGCUGUUAGUAAUACUGUGUCGGCGGUGUUAUCGAUUUAUUUGAUACCAGAAACGAAGGGAAAGACUCUGGAAGAGAUACAGCAGAUGUUGAAAAAUAAAGGAAACAAGAAAUAAUGUGUUGGUUUUUGUAAUUUGUAUUUGUAAUUUUUUUGUAAUUUUGUAACCUUUUUUGGGCAACGAAAUGCAAACUUUGUUUCCACCGAACAACCAAACAUACGCUAAUGCUAUCAGAUUCCAUUCAGAGACAAGCUAUUCGACUGGAUAGUGAUGCCAUACUUGAAUGAGGAAAAUUGGAAACCUUUAAUUUUUCGAUAUACAGGGUGUUUUAUGAUAAUUUUCUAUAAACAUAGGUGGCAGAUGGCUCCAUUCACCUUGAAGUUGUGGAUUCAAAAUGAGUGGAAAAAAGUUUUCAUUCAAUUGCUAUAAAUAACCGCUCAUUUUAUAUAUUUGCAACUCAAUUUCCGCAUAUAUGUACAGGGUGUCCCAAAUCGAUACGAAAUAUACGAUGAAAAAUAGGAAGAAAAAUGAGCUUGAUAUGAAGAUGAUAUUUCUUGAUAUUUCCGAAACGCCACGUGAUGAAAAGAUGCAAUUUUUUACAAGAACUAAACUUUCCAUGCCCAAUGCUGUGAAAAUAAUAGAAUUCCGGAAUUUCAGUCAGGAGUGUAUAAUACAGGGUGGGACUACAUUAAAUAUUACUAAAAAUUUUUCGACAAUUUAAUGGAAAAAAAAUGCACAGAAAUUGAGAAAAAAUAUAUUUAUCAUCAUUUUCCAAUUUUUCGCGCUUUCAUGAGAUUGUUUGGUGGAAAGGAAGUAGUUGAUUUUCUUAUAUAGUCACUAUGAUUUCAAAUUGGCAACGUUAUGUAUAAGAUGUGAGUGUUUCAAUAUUUUUUAAUCGAUUUCACUCGAAAAUGAUAUAUCUGAUCGAUGCGGAACAAUAACAUCCUUUUUUAUGAAACGGUGUGGAUUUUCAUUUUCCGAGAUGAAAAUGUCGAACAAUAUGCACACAGAAUAGUUUGAGCAAUAUUCAAUGUAGUCUCACCCUAUAAUGUAACUUUAGGCAUCAUGGGAAGUUGAGUUCUUUAAGCAAAUUGCAUCAUUUUAUCACGUGUCGUUUCGGAAAUAUUCAAUAAAUAUCAUCUUCAGGGGCCCCUUUUCAGGGGGCCGUAGCUUCCUCAGGAGACAUUUCUCGACUCAUGUUUUCUUCCUAUUUUUGGUCAUAGAAGCCGCUGGUGAAGUUUGGCAGGCUAAUUUCCGGACACCCUGUAUAUCUCGCAAGCGAAGAAAUCUACGACAUGAAUAUUAUUUUUAUAGGAGAAUUUUUCAUUUUCCAAACUCAAUAGUCGUUUAGAAUUUUGACUAUUCGUUAUCACAGGAAUCUGUAUUGUCUCAAAUACCUAUACAGAGAAGUACAAAAAAGCGCAACUGGUGUAACUUCUGAAUCAUUCGAGAUUACAUUCUGAAAUUUGUUGGGUAGCAAGUAUACCAAAUUACUCAUUUAUUGACAAACAUUAUCUGUUGAGGUUCAACAUUUUUUUAUUGUUUCAUAUUUAUUAUGUUACUUCUUCGAAGUUACCUCUGCAUCAGAGCAGUCAGUUUCGUCGAUUUUUCAAUGUUUCUAUAGAAAUAAAUCAAUUAAUCACUGUCUGUCGAAUGAAAUAGAUAUGUCAUAAAAAAAAUCUAAUUUUAUAUCAUCAUAUAAUUGUAUAGUUGUAUAUUCACCUGAAUUAAACCAGAAUAUACAUAA